GCGGCUAUGGCGCUUCCUGAAUGGGUGAUAACAUUCGCAGCCUCUGCAUCCUUCUUCUUUCUCUUGUUUGUUUGUAUUCGUUUUCGUCGUAAGGUACAAGUGAUCGGGAGGAAAUAUCUGCACAAAAUAAUGGCUCGUACAGAGAAGCCGCUCUUCCGAAUAGCAUACACUCUUUAUACAAGGACCAGACUGGGUUAUAUGUACUACAAGAGACAAAUGAGGAAAGCCCGCGAACACUACCCAUCAGGACAUUCCUCCACUCAGCCAAUGGAGUUCAAUGGUAUCAAAAUAAUUCCCAUCUCAGUGCUGUCUGACAACUACAGCUAUCUCAUUAUUGACACGUCUUCAAGUGUGGCAGUGGUGGUAGAUCCUGCAGACCCUCAGUCAGUACAGGCAGCUCUCGAAGCGGAAGGAGUGCUCCUAGAAGCCAUACUCUGCACACACAAGCACUGGGAUCACAGUGGAGGAAACAAAGAGCUGAAGCGUCUCCACAGCUCAUGUCGCGUGUAUGGCAGCGCUGUGGAUAAUGUCCCUGGUCUCACGCAUCCUCUCUCAAACAAGGACACUGUGGAUAUUGGACGGUUGCACUUUAAGGCCCUCUUCACUCCAGGCCACACUGUUGGUCACAUGAUUUAUCUCCUAGAUGGCAGAGCGGUUGGAGCCCCUUGUAGUCUCUUCUCUGGGGACCUGGUAUUUUUGUCAGGAUGCGGGCGAAUGUUUGAAGGCACAGCCCCCACAAUGCUGUCAUCGCUGGAUACAGUCAGCUCUUUAAGUGACAGUACUUUCUUAUGGCCUGGCCAUGAGUAUGCUGAGGACAACCUGCUGUUUGCUGCAGAGGUAGAUCCCCAGAACAGUGCCAGGGAAAACAAGUAUCAGUGGGUGCUGCAGCAGAGAGGACACAAGCAGUGCACGAGCCCUUCCACAAUUGCAGAAGAGAAGGAAUACAAUCCUUUCCUCAGGACUCACUUGGCAGACCUCCAUCGGGCCUUGGGUCUACAGCAGCAGCAGGACGAAGACUGGACCCAGUUCAGGGCCAGAGUACUGGAAGAGCUGCGCAAAAGAAAAGACCUCUACAACAGAAGAUAAUUCAUACACUAAGUCUAGGGCCUGCUAAAUGAUGGUUUAGCUGGACAUGGGAAGGAUCAAAAGGGUCUACGCACAUUCGCACAAAUUGCACAACUUUAAAAGUACGGUAAGUUGUUUCACCAUUUACUGUGACCUUACUGCAGCCAACCACUAGAGGGAGCUCGUGAAAUUUUGUUUGUUUAUUCUUGUAGUUUAGUGACCAACAACUUCAUCAACAGUUAAUACUACUUUGUCUGACUAUAUUGAACAUAAUUACUGAUCAACACUUUGCCUUGAUAAUUACCUUCAUCUCAUGAUCCUUGUAGCUUUAGAGGUACAGAUUUUCUCAGAUUUUUUGGAGCUUUGAUACAUAUCUCAAUCUUUUGAAUCAGUUUAAGUAGGUGGUGCGAUGUUUAAUAAUAUUUCUUUUGUCUAUUUGAAUAUCGGUACUAUUACCAUGCUUUUAGACUUGAACUUGUUUUUUUUUUUAACAGUGGCAAUAACUUUGAGACAAUCUGGUUUUCUUUUUUUUCUUUUUUCUUAACAAGUAUGGUACAUUUUUGCAAGAAUUAGAUACUGUUUUAAAUGUUUCUUAUGACAUUUUAUGUAGUUAUUUUGGCGGUGGCACUUUUUGUUUUGCCAUAGUUUAAAAUUUUGCUGUAUGAUUGAAUAGCUAAGAAUGGUUGAAAGGAAAUUUAAAUGAAUGAAUUACCAAAAUUACCACCGAAAUUCUGCUUAUUUUUGUAUUUGAAAGGAUGUUCUGUGAUAAUGACUGAAACAAUUUACAUAUCAAAAUAUAGACAUUUUUAAUGUCUAUAUGUGCAACUCAAUACACCCUACAGGUUGUUUCUAAAUUCCAGACUGAAGGCAACUGGAGGCAAAAGUGAAGUAGAAAAUAAUAUGAUUUCAGUGUAGAAAUUGGGAUUCCCUACAGAAUACAGUAUCACAAAAUAUGAAAAAUUUGUUUUGGUAACUGCUCAGAUAUGUAUAAGUGAUAUUUAUUGGAAUAUUAUGACAAACGUGAAUGAAUGAAAGGUAGGAAUGUUGAAUGCAACCAUGAAAGCAUCAUAAGUUUUAGGAAUACUCUAUAAAUACUUUAAAAAUUUUAUAUAUUAUAUAUCUUAUAUAUUACAAAAUAUGCCUUUUGUAAAGCUCAAAUACAGUUGGAAAAUAGUAUUUUUUCUAAGGAUGUAUCCAAUAGUGGUAUUGGAUAUCAUCGUCAAUAUAAAAACUUUAGUAGAUUAGAUAUUGGCUUCCAAAUAAUAGUUCGUUAGAUAUGUUUUUUGGACAUAUUAAUGGAUGUAAUAAGACUAUUAACCGGUCAGCAUAAUGUUAGAAUUUGUAUUUAUACAAAUCUGUUUUGUAGUUAAUUGAGAGAUAAAUAACAGCUGCAUAAUACAUUUGUAUCACGCCUUAAAGCUAUAGUAUCGGAAUUGCUGUUAGGGGAAGUGCUAGGGGUGGGCUUGAGGGAGCGCUAGCCUCCCCUAGAAUGGCCAAGGCACCCCCAUAGCUCCCCCAAAGAUUUUGCCCCUUUUCAUAGGACAUUCAACCUCGACAAAAAAUUUUCAAAUUGCAACCACAGAAUGUUCAAAAUGAGAAUUUCAUAUUGGGUUUUAUAAAUCACUACAUGGGCUAACUACAUUUAAACUUGUUUAAAACAGCAAUGCAAAUAUCGUAGGAGAAGAUGCUUGCAUCUAUAAGAGGCUUUAAUUAACAUAUUAACUGAGUGCCCCCAUUGAAGAACUUAGUUAGCACCCCCAUAGCUCCUCCAACCAAAAUGUCUGACGCUGCCCCUGAUCUAAACCAAAAAAGCUGGAUUAGUGCAAGAAGAAACAAAUCUGUAUCCUUUGUAAUGUAAAAGCAAAUUGUAAAUUCAAAAUUUGUAUAUUUUUUUUUCUAAGGACUUAUAAUGCUCAUAAGCAUUUAGCAUUACUGAUGUUAGUUAAUUAUUGAAAUGUAUUAUGGUCUAUUUCAUUUUGCCUCCAAUCCUCGAUAUUUGAACAUUCUGAUAAUAUAGCAUUUUAAGGGGUUCAUGGCAUACCUAAGUUUAUCAUAUUUUGUGCUUUCUGUUUGAAGUGUUAAGGAUGAGCCAAAAUGCAAAUAUAUGAAACCUUUAAACUUUUGGGGAAUGUUAUGAAGGGUUCAGUUGCUCGUGAAGAAGUGCAUCUUGUACCAAAGCCCCUUGUCCCCCGGUGAUUGCAGACUAAAAUACUUGACUGAAAGAUGCUCCUGUUACGCAUCUCAUUUACAUACGUUUGAGUUAUGGUUGCCUCCACAUGGGAAACUGUCUCACUUCAGGUUACAUUUUAAUGAGUCUGUUUGAAAGUAAAUACCUCCAUUUGAGCUGUGUUUGUUGUCUUUAGAAGAGACAGAUCACUGAUUUAUUUUUACCCCUUUUUUGUACCUUUUACUGCAAACAUUUGAAGUGU
This is a messenger RNA of Periophthalmus magnuspinnatus, 3494 nucleotides long. It is a transcript of the gene pnkd, whose product is annotated as PNKD metallo-beta-lactamase domain containing. The transcript is spliced from 9 exons. Gene Ontology annotation, molecular function: hydroxyacylglutathione hydrolase activity. The record is from RefSeq and is a predicted model, not a curated record. The coding region runs from base 7 to 1086 and encodes 359 amino acids. Lineage: Eukaryota; Metazoa; Chordata; Actinopteri; Gobiiformes; Gobiidae. Gene Ontology annotation, cellular component: mitochondrion.